AUGCCCAGAAAAUGCAAUCACUUGGAUAAGAAGAGGAAAACGUUAGUUCAGAACUACGAACUGUUAAUCAGUCGAAUCAUCUAUCCAUUGAGCUCCAAGGAUUCCCAACUUAAAGUGAGUCGUUUUUUGGUAUUUUGGACAUUUCUAUCUCGCAAUGCUUAGUUUGAAAUGUAAUGGUUAGUUAUAACUUGAAGUUUAAAUGAGAAUUUUAGAAUUUUAGUUUUUUUACUCUAGUACAAUCUGAUAUUUUUGGCUUUUUAUCUUAUAUUGUUUUAGUUGCGGACAGUGCAAUGUGAAGUAUGUGAACGAAGGGCAUUGCCAAUGAUGUGUUGUUGUUUAAUGUGUCCAACAGUGGCUUGUCUAGAACAUUUUGGACCGCAUUAUUCGCAAACUGGGCAUGGUAUAAGUGAGUUUGGCUUGUUUUUGUUAUUUUCUUGAAUUUUAGGUAACUCAGCGACUGAAAUUGGGUCAAGAUUUAGAAUUUGAACUUCUAUACUUUUUCAAAAAUUUAGAGGAUUGAAUUAGUUUUAAAAAGACGUCUUUUUGCUGUUUUUUAUAUUGUAGUAGAAGACUAUAUAGUAUAUACCUGAAAUUUCAAUUUUCAGUAGCAUCAACGACGUUUGGUCAAAUGUUUUGUCUAGAAUGCAAAGACUUUGUCUAUGACAACCACAUAGAAUCCCUACGAUUAAAAGCCGAGAACGAUCAUCGUAGACGGUUAGGGUUGGGUCUACGGAACGAAUGGAAUCCGUCUCCAUCAGAUGGUCGAAUCUUGAGGAAAGCUCGAAGAUCCUAUCGACUGACGAUAGACACGAUGAGAGGGCUUCGGGGGUUGGUGAAUCUGGGCAAUACAUGUUUCAUGAACUGCAUUAUACAGUCGCUGGUGCAGAUCCCAUCUCUACGAGAUUAUUUCUUAACAGAUCAACAUUGCUGCAAGUUUGGCGACGUCGGUCAGGUGGACAACUUUUGUUUAAUGUGCGAGUUGGCCACUAUUUUUCAAGUGAGUGUUGUUUUUAAUUUUGGGAGUUGUUUUGAAGAGAUUAAAGGUUUAAAAUGACAUACAAACCUAGUUUCAUAUUAAAAAAUAGUAUUUUUUGCUACAAAUAUGAAUUUUAUGUCAAGGAAGGUCAGAAAUUGCGUAGAAUUACUUUUUUGAGAUCAAAAAAUUUUUAAAAUUUCCUAUUUUAGGAAUUUUAUAACAGUAACACUGAAGAGCCGUUCAUUCCUCGUCGAAUGUUGCACUUGGUGUGGAAGCACGCCAAACACUUAGCCGGUUACGAACAACACGAUGCUCACGAAUUUUUAAUAGCUGCACUUAACGUCCUACAUCAACAUUCCCAGAGUUUAUCCAGUCCGCACAAGGGCCACGAGUGUAAAUGUAUCAUAGACAAACUGUUCACGGGUAAACUACAGUCGGAUCUGACGUGUAUGAAGUGCGGGUAGGUGUUUUAUUAGCUACAACAUAUUAGUUAUUGGGUCAGGUUCUUUGUUUUUAGGUAAUAAUUUUUUAUUUUUCAAAAAUUUUAAAAUCUUGCACGGUGCAAUGACUAUUUUUGAGUUCGGUUUUUAUUAAAUUGCACAGUGCAGAUUUUCUUUUUGGAAUACUAAGUAAAAUGGUUUUUUAUUCAAUACAUAUCAUAUAAUAUCGUUUUAGACGUGUAUCCACUACAGUAGACCCAUUUUGGGAUAUUUCACUUGAUCUCGGUGAUGGCACUUCAACAGAUCGUACUCUAGAGGACUGUUUGGCAAAGUUUGUUGUUAUUAUUCUUUUUUAAAACGAUUGAAAGUUUUACCUUAUCUAAACUCUUUUUAUUCUUCUUUUAUUAACUUUAGGAAUCGGUCAAAACGUACAUAGAAACUUUUUAUCUUGUUCUAAAGGCCUCUUUUGUGUUUUUACGUCAUUUUUGGCUUGAAUGUUGUUGUAUAAGGAGUGAAUGAUGUUUUUAUGUAUAUUGGUAUACUCAAUUUCAGCUAUGUCAAAUCAGAGUCGCUAGGUGCAACAGCAAAGAUAAAAUGUGAAUCCUGUGGAAGUUAUGAGUCAGCCACCAAACGACUGACUCUAAAGAAGCUACCUUUAGGUAAAUAUUUUUUUUAUGUUUGAUAAUGACAUGUAUAUCACUGUAUUUAAAAGUUAUAUGCAUAUCACUAUGUCUCGUAGCUAAUACUGCCUUUUUUCAAAUUUUUUGAUAAUAAAUCCUCUGCGACCAAACUUCAUACCUAAAAUUGCCACUUUCAGUUGCCUGUUUCCACUUAAAACGCUUUGAACACACACUGGCUAACAGGCGGAAGAAGAUACGAAUCCCGGUGAGAUUCCCGGAACAAAUCGACCUCACACCGUACACGACAUCGUACUGUACGACGAAGAAUGGGAUAGGCACGUAUGCAGUCAAUGAACAACUCAUUGAGUCCAGUAAUGUGUAAGUUGACGUUUCAUCUGAGUUGAAGUUUUAUUUUGUGGUAUUCUGGUCAGAAAGUACAUAGAAUUUCAAGCUUCAUUAUUUUUGGUCAAAAAAUACCUGGAAGUUUUCGUUUUUUUAAACUUUUUAGUCGGAAAGUCUGCAUAUUGAAGCAGUUUCACACUGUAGAUGUACACGCUGUAUUUCGAUUUUUCUAUAUAAUUUUUGACCGAAAUGCUAAAUCUUUCCAAAGUCUUGAUAGAUAACAUCCAUAAUUUCAAUGUUAUCACCACAUAACCACUACAACCUCCAGCCGUCUCAGUCAGCGUCUAUACCUUGCUUUUAGUACCACCAAAUUUAGAUACGAUCUCUUGGCGGUAGUGAAUCACAACGGGAACACGGAAAGCGGGCACUACUCGUGUUUCGUCCGCCACAAAGACAACCAGUGGUACAAGGUGAACGACCAAAUCAUAACAUCGCAGGUGCUGGAGAGCGUCCUCGCUUCCGAAGGCUACCUGCUCUUCUACACAAAGAGCUUUAUCGACUAUGAUUGA
Molecule: messenger RNA, 2947 nt
Organism: Bursaphelenchus okinawaensis
Lineage: Eukaryota; Metazoa; Nematoda; Chromadorea; Rhabditida; Aphelenchoididae
Source: the annotation of a GenBank genome assembly